CUGUUUUACACGGAAGGUAUUUGGUCGAACACAUAAAAUGUGGCGUGUGUUACUGAUAAUUUGAUAGAAAGCAAGGUUUUUUUUUUUUUUUUUUCCCCCAGGAAUUUCCCCAUGCUUACUACGUAGUCUACUCUUUUUGAAAUGGAGAGCGAUGUAUUAGAUGCUCUUGAUCAACUUGGAUACGAUGGACCUCUCCUUGACGAGAAGGCUUUGUCAAUGGCAUCCGAGGAAGGCUUGUCAUCAACCGAGUAUGUCAACCUUUGUGUCUGGUUGAUGUCCCGAAUGAAACCCUCUCAAGAGAUAGAUGCACCCCUGAUUUCACGUGGAGAUGGCUAUCACCUCGAAAUUGGUGCGCUACUGAAGGAGAUGUCCUGCCCUUACAUUGGCAUUGUCUCUGAGUUGUUGGAAGGGAAGCUCAGCAAGAAGAACGAUUGCCUAAAGCUCCUGCUGUAUUUGGCAUCUGAGCUGCAAGCAGCACAAAUAGUCCACAGCAAACCAGUCAAGCAUGUAGACCAUGAAUUUAAAGACUCACCAGCCAGGGAUAUCCAAGCCAUCUGCAAAACACUGCAAAUGCCACAUCAAGACGCACAUGAAAAUGUCUUUUCCAUAAUAGAAGAAAAGAUUAAAUCUUUGCUUAAAGAUGUCCCAAAAGAUCACAUUGGAAAACCAGUAUUCAAACAUUCUUUCAGUAAUGAACAGUGGAUGAAGUUGGAAAAGAUCAAUGCGCUUCUUUCCUCUGAGUAUCAGUGUCGUCGCAGAAUGCUGAUUAAACGGCUUGAUGUCACUGUACAGUCAUUUGGCUGGUCUGACAGAGCAAAUGAAAAAGUUGACUGUAUGGCAAGAGCCUAUCAGCCAAAGAGACACUCCUUACAGCUGAAGUCCUCAAUAGAUGUGGCUCACCUUCUCGCUGCAAGAGAGGAUAUCUGUAAUGUGGUGAAGACCAGCAGUGGCUCGUCACGAGAAAAUACGGCAUGUGCCGUUAACAAGGUCCUGAUGGGCAGAGUGCCGGACCGUGGUGGGCGUCCCUCUGAGAUUCAGGCCCCACCACCAGAGAUGCCUCCCUGGCAGAAGAGGCAGGAUGGGGGAGGAGGAAGAGGUGGGAGAGGUGGUGGCUAUGGAGGAGGGGGUGGUGGAUGGGGCGGAGGCCGAGGUGGUGGUGGAGGAGGAUGGGGUGGAGGCGGUUGGGGAGGGGGAGGGGGUGGAGGCGGUUGGGGAGGGGGAGGGGGUGGAGGCGGUAGGAGUGGAGGAAAAGGUGGUUGGAGCCAUAGUGGAGGUGGAAAAGGCUACUGGGGCAAGGGAGGGUAUUAGUUUUAUAUUUCAGUGCAUUUUUUAAAUAAGAUAGACACCCAGUCUCAAUAUGAACACUAGGUGAAACUUGUUUGAAGUGAAAUACUUUAACAUAUACUGUACAUGCAUUGUCAUUUCUCCUUUUCAAUGCGAAUUUGAAGUAACUGUAGGUAUUAGAUGGCUUGAAUUACUGUAUUAUAUAUUUUUUCCAUUUCUUAUGUACGUACCACACAUAUUUGCAGUAUUUUAAAUGCUUGAGAAGUGACCCUGAAUGGCUUAAUAAAUUCCGUUAAUUAAAUGUUUUAAA
Alosa alosa (allis shad) is the source of this 1594-nucleotide messenger RNA. RefSeq names its product family with sequence similarity 98 member B (gene tslig3b). The transcript is spliced from 8 exons. Bases 142 to 1308 code for a protein of 388 amino acids. NCBI's taxonomy places the organism in Eukaryota, Metazoa, Chordata, Actinopteri, Clupeiformes, Clupeidae. The record is from RefSeq and is a predicted model, not a curated record. Gene Ontology annotation, cellular component: tRNA-splicing ligase complex.